Molecule: messenger RNA, 2050 nt
Organism: Camellia sinensis
Lineage: Eukaryota; Viridiplantae; Streptophyta; Magnoliopsida; Ericales; Theaceae
Product: heat stress transcription factor A-3
Biological process (GO): regulation of transcription by RNA polymerase II; cellular response to heat
Cellular component (GO): nucleus
Molecular function (GO): RNA polymerase II cis-regulatory region sequence-specific DNA binding; DNA-binding transcription factor activity
Source: RefSeq, a predicted model, not a curated record
CUCUCUCUCUCUAAAACUAUGUAUCUAUAUGUCACUCUCUCUCUCUCUCUCUCUAUUUUUGCACCCAAUGGAAAUGGCCCAACCGGACAACGGAGGAGAGGAAGAAGGGGCGAACCUCCUUCCACCGCCUUUCAAGAUUUUUAUCCGAACUCUCAUUGUCGGCAAUACCCACCUUAUAUACCUCUCUCUACCCACCAUUUUCUCAUUUAUUUUCCAUCCAAACUCAACAUUUUCCUUCCGAUUCUCUCUCUCCAAACAAAAAAACCCAGCAAUUUUCUUACCCUGAAACGAUGAACCCAAAUGAUCAAUCCUUGUUUCCUUCCUCUAGCCCACCUGGGUCUGACUCAGAUUCUCCGAUUACUCCUCAUACUUCUGGGUUUUCCACGAUUCAACCCAGUUCUUGUCCUUUACCGAUGAGCUUUGCUGGGCUAUCAUCUUCUUCUUCUUCUUCCCCUUUCGUCCCCGCUGUCCUGGAAUUCGAACCAUAUCGACAUAUGUCUGAGUUUAAAGGGAUUGUAAUCGGGGAAAAUGUUUUGAAUGUACCACCAAUUGGAACGAGUAGUGAAUUGGAAGAGAAUUUGGACACUCCUCCUCAGCCGCUUGAAGCUUUACAGGGCACUCCAAUCCCACCAUUUUUGUCGAAAACUUUUGAUAUUGUGGACGACUCAACAUUGAAUCCGAUUAUAUCUUGGGGCCUUAGGGGCGAGAGCUUUGUGGUUUGGGACCCACUGGAGUUCGCGAGGCUCGUACUUCCGAGGAAUUUCAAGCACAAUAAUUUCUCAAGUUUUGUUCGCCAACUAAAUACAUAUGGAUUUCGCAAGAUUGAUACUGAUAGGUGGGAGUUUGCAAAUGAAGGUUUCUUGCGAGGAAAGAGGCAUCUGUUGAAGAGCAUACAGAGGCGCAAGUCAACUCAAAUGCAGCAGAUUAGGAGCCAUGCUGGGUCUUCAACUGAAUUAGAGAAAGGAGGAUUGGAAGGUGAGUUAGAGAGAUUGAGGAAAGAAAAGACUUCUAUGGUACAGGAAGUUGUUGAAUUGCAGCAUCAGCAUCAUGGGACAGUCCAGGAUAUGAAUGCAGUGAAUGAAAAGCUCCAAGCAGCAGAGCAGAGGCAAAAGCAGAUGGUUACGUUCUUGGCGAAGCUAUUUCGGAACCCGGAGUUCUUAGCUCGUCUUCAGCAAAAAAAGGAGCAGAGAGCCAUUGAUUCUCCGAGAACAAUGAGGAAGUUCGUAAAACAUCAACAACAUGAACCAGGUCAAUUGAAAUCAUCCAUGGAAGGCCAGAUCAUCGAGUAUAGACCCGAGUUGUGGAACCUUGCUGCAUCUUCUAUAACCCCAGACUUGAGUCCAGCUGCUGCAAACGAAACUCCUGAUUUUCUUGUACAAGAUAGGGAAGGAAAUCUGGGUUUGGGUGCAGAAACAUUGCCUUUUCAAAUAGGUAAUAUUGUAUCAGAAGAAUUGCAUGUAACACAUGAAGUUCUCAAGACCACCGAGCAGGUUGGGGAGAGAACUUCAAGCCUAAGAACUGAAGAUCCUCUUUUCAAAGGAAAGAACGUGGUUUACCCCCAACCAGAGCUUGUCCCCGAGUAUUUUGUCUCUUUCCCGGAAGACUUGACAAAGGAGAAGAAUGUUCCAGAAUCAUUGUCUCCAGGAAUUGAAAGUCUUGUUAAGAAAGAGGAUGUAUGGAACAUUGGUUUUCAAGCAGGUGCUGGUAUGUCUAAUUCUAGCAAUGUGUUAUGGGAUAUUGUUAACAAUUAUGAUGUGCCAGAAUUGGGAAUUUCAAGCGGUUUAUCAGAUAUUUGGGAUUUAGAUUCCCUACUGGUGGCGGGAAGCUCAGGAGCUGAGAAAUGGCCAGGCGACGAUUCUCCAUUUGAUGAGCCUGAUAGCCAAGCUGGCCAAACAAACGAUGAUAUUUCUAGGAAAAUGGAUCCAUAGGGCUUCACUUGCUGUCUUGGGGGUCUUCUAGUCCUUGUUAUUAUUCUAGUUAAUGGGUUUUAACAUUGAACAUUUUAUUUUGAAUAUAUAUUCAUUUGACCAUCAUAUUCCAUUCCUUUUAA